CAAAAUAUCCGGAAAAUGGAAAAAGGCAGUUUUCCACCUUGAUUUUCUUAAUUUCUUAAUCCCAAAAGGUUAAAAAUGGACAUAGAAGCUGAAGAUGGAGCCCAAAGCCUUUUCAGCAGACACCAUGAUUUUAGUGACAACAGUCGACUGUCAGAUUAUUCCAGUCCAGAACAUUCAGAAAGUUUAAUCACAAAUUUCGAAACCUUCCGUAUUGAAGGAGGUUACAGUGAUGUCACUCUAGUUGUAGAUGGAAAACACUUCCCUUGCCAUAGAGUCAUUCUAGCAGCUGGCUCGAGAUAUUUCAAAUCAAUGUUUAGUUCUGGAAUGGAAGAAUGCAGGAAAAACAAGAUUGAUCUCCAGCAGGUUGAUUCUAACGUUUUUGAGUAUGUUCUUCAUUUUAUUUACACGGGACGUGUACAGAUCACUACGUCAAUAUUACAGGAUUUAUUCCAGCAGGCUUACAUGUUUCAGAUCGAACCAUUGGUGAAUCUAUGUGUUAAAUUUUUCAAAGAGAAUAUGAAUGAGUCUAAUUGUCUUGCGGCCUUGAUGUUAGCUGAUACUCAUGCACAUUCUCAGCUGUAUGAAAUUUCGAAAGAACUUGCAUGUUUUCAUUUCAAAACUAUAGUUAACGAUGAAGAUUUCUGUCGAUUAUCGCUACAGUGUGUCAUGGAUGUUCUUUGUGACCGAAGGCUGAGAUGUGAUGGAGAGCAUCAAGUUUUCGAAAUGGCCAUAAAAUGGUUAGAUGCUGAUGGGAAUGAAGGAAGGAGGAAGAAUUUUAGGUUUAAAAUUUUAGAGGCUGUAAAGUUUCCAAUGAUAAGGAAAGAAUACUUGCUCGACAUUGUUUCAAAAUCUCCUCAUGUUAUGCAAGAUGAAAAAGGACUGAAUCUUUAUGAAGAUGCUAUUACAUAUCACAUGGUUCCAAGCAGACGACAUAUGCUAAAUAGCUUUCAGAUCACUCCAAGGUUGACAAGUUCUAACCAUGAAACUGCAAUUUUACUUGGUGGAAGGCUGGCAGAUGGUCUUAGCAUUGAUGUAGAAAGUUUUAGAUCUGAUACUGGAGAAUUUACCUCAUUGAAGCCACUGCCAUUUAAAAAGCGCAAUGAAUUCACUGCCAGUGUGAUUGGAAAUGACAUAUAUGUAUCAGGGGGCUUGAGAAGUGCCGAAUUCUGGAAAUAUGACUCUGGCUUUGAGACUUGGUUAAGAGGACCAAGUUUACAAACUGCCCGAAGACGGCAUGCUAUGGCUGCCCAGCAGGAUAGUUUAUAUGUCCUCGGUGGAUUUGAUGAAGAUAUGGUCUUAAAGUCAGUUGAGAAAUGGACAAAUGGAUGUUCUUGGAUGCAAGCUGGUAGUCUGUGCCAUGCUGUUGAGAACAUGGGGUUUGUGGCCCAUGAUAAGCAUAUAUAUUUAUUUGGUGGUAAGAACAAUGACGAAAUCGUCACCAAUACAGUUCAGUGUUUCGAUACAACUACGGAAACAUGUACCAUACUGUCUCAACCACUGCCGGCAUGUGAUAUGUGUCUUGGUAGCACUGUUCUCAACAAACAGAUUUAUGUAAUAGGACUUGAAGGUGCAUUCCGUUAUACACCUGAAACAGAAAUUUGGGAAAUUCUACCAGAACUGAUAUGUCCAAGAGACUUUGUUAGCGUGGCUGUUAUUGAUGAGAAACUGUACACAUUUGGAGGAAGAAGACGUGGGGCUAAAGACAGACUGUACACAGAUAUAAUUGAGUGCUUUGACCCUAAAAAGAAUGCUUGGGAAAAAGUAGGAACAAUUCCAGUACCUAUGUAUUCAUAUGGCUGUGUUCGCAUUUUCUUGAAUGAAAAGCCUCAUUCUGACUAAAAUUACUAACAUGUACAUUAUGUAGUGAUUUUUUCACUGUCCAAUGUUAAUAAAAAAAACAUUUUUUUCAAGACAAUGAGGACCUGAUUUUUUUCACUGAGUAAUUAAUUUUACAACUUUAUUCUGUCUGUCAUGUCUGUUUCUGUCCAGAUUAAAUGAUCAUUGAGUGCAAGAAAUUAACUUUAUUCACGAGCAACAUUGCUUGUUUUAUAUUAAUUUAGCUAGAAAAAUAAUUUGUCUUGAUAGCAGACAACUGUUCAUUUACAAUCUGAAAUAUUUUUUUUUAUUUAUGAAAACUGUCCUUGGAAUUCAAAUUUCUUCACCCAGGAUAUUUUAUUCUAUGUAUACAAUAUGUUUAAUUGGACUUCGACAGGAAACAUGUCUUUAAAUUGCUGAAUCAUGACAUAUACAAAAGUGUAAUGUUUUAU
Molecule: messenger RNA, 2267 nt
Organism: Mytilus californianus (California mussel)
Lineage: Eukaryota; Metazoa; Mollusca; Bivalvia; Mytilida; Mytilidae
Product: kelch-like protein 24
Exons: 2
Coding region: 76-1839 (587 amino acids)
Molecular function (GO): protein binding
Source: RefSeq, a predicted model, not a curated record